UCACACUAGCAGAAGAGUGGUAACAGAAGAGGGAAAAGGGAAAAAAUAACCAUAACAAACUGUGCAAUAACAACAAAGAUUAGGAAGAACAACAUGUUUGUGGAAUAAAUUCCUUUGUUUAAUUAUUAACUGACGCUCGUGACGUCGUCUUCGAAGGGGGGAAUGCGACCCCCGAAGUUCCGCACAUAUAUGUACAGAGUUUAAAGGUCAAAUCACUACUCAAUGAAACUGCGCAGACAACAGAAGCGAAAUUUAAAUGCAUAAUAAUACUAUCAUAAAGCUCUGUCAGCUGAUUCACUUGUUUAUGAAAAGGAGACCCCUAUCUGGCUUCAAUUGAGUGGCGCGAUCCGAUAACCUGAAGCUAUAGAGGCUAUAUAGUCGUCACUCCUGCUUUGUUUACAACGCAACGCACAUCGCACAAUGAGGCUCAAAUCGGGAAUAUUUCUGGUGCUGCUACUGACCACAUUUUUGGGUCUGGGCGAAUGCUUCUGGCCUUUUACCAGAAGACACAGUACAAACACUCCUCCUCCACCUCCCCCUCCGCCUCCAGAGCCCAAGCUUUCGCCUGUGAUUUUCGUUCCCGGAGAUGGAGGCUCUCAACUGGACGCCCGACUGAACAAGUCCAACUCUCCUUAUUUCGUGUGCCAGAAGACCCACGAUUGGUACAAUCUCUGGCUCGAUCUGGAGCAGUUGGUUAUUCCCAUGGUCUAUUGCUGGAUAGAUAAUGUUAAGUUGUACUACGACAAGGUCACCAGGACCACUCACAACACGCCUGGUGUGGAGACAAGGAUUCCUGGCUGGGGAAACCCGGAGGUCGUCGAAUGGAUCGAUCCCACCAAGAACAGUGCCGGGGCCUACUUCAAGGACGUGGCCAAUGUGCUGGUGGAUCUGGGCUAUGUUCGCAAGCAGAACAUCCACGGAGCUCCGUACGACUUCCGCAAAGCGCCGAAUGAGAACAAACAAUUUUUCAUCGAUCUCAAGCAACUGGUUGAGGACACCUAUGAGGCCAACAAUCAGUCGGCUGUCACCUUCAUUACGCACAGCAUGGGUAGUUCCAUGACCCUGGUAUUCUUGCAGCAGCAGACCGUCCAGUGGAAGGCCAAAUAUGUGAAGCGAUUGAUCAGUUUGGCGGGAGCUUGGGCGGGCAGCUUUAAGGCGGUGAAAGUGUUUGCCAUGGGCGACGAUCUCGAUUCGUUUGCCCUAAGCGCCAAGAUCCUUAAGGAAGAGCAAAUAACACACCCAUCAACUGCUUGGCUCCUGCCAUCUCCACUCUUUUGGAAGCCUUCCGAGGUUCUGGCCACGACCCCAAGCAGAAACUAUACGAUGGCACAGCUCAAGGAGUUCUUCAACGACAUUGACUAUAUGACCGGCUGGGAAAUGCGCAAGGACACGAUUCGCUAUAGCCAAAACUUUAGUCCACCUGAUGUGGAGCUGCAUUGUCUGUACGGCGAUGGCAUAGACACGGUGGAGCGAUUGCAGUACAAAAAGUCGGAUAUUGCUGGGGAAACGCCCAAGUUGAUUAUGGGCCUGGGCGAUGGAACCGUAAAUCAACGUUCUCUGCGGGCCUGCCAAUAUUGGUCGGGUUACAGUAGCUCGCCUGUAAACACACUGGCCCUACAAGGAGUGGAUCACAUGCAUAUCCUAUCCAAUCCAGACGUCCUCAAAUAUGUUCGCACAGUCAUGCAGCAGCCAUAAUGUCGAGUUUCCUGUUUUAAUAGGUUAAGAGUUUCUUGAUUUCGAAAGCCCAUGCGGUAUCUGUAAAAUCUAACUAUACAAUCAACGCCAAUUCUAAUGUUAAAUAAAUGUACCACGUUAAGUAGCACAAACCUAAA
Molecule: messenger RNA, 1832 nt
Organism: Drosophila suzukii
Lineage: Eukaryota; Metazoa; Arthropoda; Insecta; Diptera; Drosophilidae
Product: lysosomal phospholipase A and acyltransferase
Biological process (GO): lipid metabolic process
Source: RefSeq, a predicted model, not a curated record